UGUGCGUCAACAUAACCGCGGAUCACCGUCUCUGCUGCUGCUGCUGUGAUGAAGAGGCAGAAGCUGAGGAGGAGGAGGAGGAUGUCGCUGUCCUGCUGCUGAUGAUCGGGACCGUUAAAGACCGUCCAACCCCCGAACCGAACGAAUGCCCCCACGUCGGAUCUUUGGAAGCGGACAAAAAAGCCCCACGACUCUCUCGCUCUCUCUCCACUGCAACAACGAGGUGAACACGUCCUACAGCCUCACAUCCUGACAUGAUGGGGGACUCGCGCUGCACUUCCCACAGAGCCACUGGAGCAGUUUUCGGGAGAAUGAGCUUAGCCACACUCGUACCUUUUGCGUUGUUGUUACCGACACUGAGAGUCAGUGCGCAGUUGAUGGGAAGCCCCCUGGACUGCCACAAGACCUGCGUGUGUGCCAGCAACAUCGUCAGCUGUUCCAAGAUGAAUCUAACCAACGUUCCCACGGGUCUUCCACGGUAUACAGCUGUUCUGGACCUUAGCUUCAACUCCAUCACCAGGCUGCGUGCCGAGUGGACUCCUGUGAUACUCGGCAGACUGCACAGCCUCAGUCUCAACAACAAUGGACUCACGUUUCUGUCCUCAGAGGCAUUUGUGUCGGUGACAAAGCUUCAGUACCUGGACCUGUCAUCCAACUGCAUCCGCCUGCUGGACGAGUUUAUCUUUGAGCCGCUGGAGAACCUGGAGGUGCUGCUGCUUUACAACAACUGCAUUUCCCAGAUAGACCGCACCGCUUUCUCCAGCCUCGUCAAUCUGCAGAAGCUCUAUCUGAGCCACAACCAGAUCUCACGGUUCCCCUUGGAGCUUGUGAAGGAGCGGAGCCGGCUGGAAACUCUCAGGCUCCUGGAUGUUUCCUCCAACCGGAUCAAAGUCCUGCCCCUGCAUGAGCUCCAAGCGCUGCCCGCCUGGAUCAAGAACGGCCUGUUCUUUCACAACAACUCUCUGCCCUGCACCUGUCAGCUGUAUGACAUGGUGGCACGCUGGCACCUGCGGGGGCUCAUCUCUGCUACUGACUUCAGGAGCAGCCACACCUGUGUGUUACCAGGGCAGAAGAAGGAGAAAAUGGCCAUAAUGGAUCUGAACAAGGUCAGUUUGAACUGCAGUGAGGUCAAAGUUUUGGAUGAAGAAGCAUUCCUUGAGCAGUUCCUGGUGCUGGACUGUGAUACCAGGCAGAGGGACAUGCAGAAGAGCUGGGUGCUGCCUGGAAACGUCCCACUGUCUGCAGCAAACACGACUGCAGUGAUGAGGCAGGACAGCAGCAUCUCCAUCGGGCCCCUGAGGGCAGAAGACUCGGGUGUCUACAUCUGCUAUGCCACGAGUGACUCCUUCAACGAGACGCUCUAUGUAACUGUCGUGGUCUUCAAUUCCACCAAGAGCAGUGGUCUGGAGAACCUCAAAACAGCCUACACCACGCUUGUAGCAUGUCUGGUCAGUUUAGUUAUGAUUCUCAUCUACCUCUAUCUCACACCCUGCAACUGCCCUUGCUGUCCAGGUUAUGGCCUGGAAAAGACCGAGCCCAGAGACAGCCUCAACUCGUCCACUGUCAGCAUCGCUCAAGCAUGCAAGGACACGGGGCAAGAGAGCCUAGAAGGCAGCGGAGGAGGCUUCCCCUUCAGACACAUGGGCUUCCAGGAGAUCAAGGACCAGGUGGAGCACAAUGGGAGGUUGAAUCCAAUAGGUGAGGAAGAUGAGGAGUUGCAGGGGGAAAACAGGGAUAGGAGGAGGUCUGACGCGGAGUCUGUGAGCUCCGUGUGCUCCGACACCCCCAUGGUGAUGUGACGGUUCGAUCCAGUCCAAUGCUUCACAGAGAUUUGUUGGCUUUGCAUUAUUGUGUGCGAGAUUCAAAUGUUUUAUCUUCCAAAGCAAAGCUUGAGCUCUCGUCGGCUCUCACGGUCAGUUGCACAGACUCAUGUUCUGUUGAUGGGAAAUUAAUUUUCUUAAAAAAAUAUACCUCACAGCUUUCAUUUAAUGCACAUAGAUAUAAGCAGUUAGGUAAAUGAUGUAUCGCCUUUAUCUUAACAUUUUGCAGGAGUGGCAUUUUCGAUGACACAAAAAUAAUUAAUAUGGUGAGGAUACGUUAUAAAUCACAAUUUUAAUUAUUUGUCAGUCUCAUAGUCUUUAACAUUUACCGCAAAACAUUGGCUGAACUUGCAUGUGCAAGUUUUGACGGAAGUCCUUCUGAAAACACACUUGCUAUCAGCAACAAUUACCCAGAGACAAACAGCAUGCAAACAUCUUUGGUCAUAUUAAUAUCACGAGACUGCACAUUCCACUGAGAAUCUUAACACUACAAAAUAACUAACUAGAAGUUUUUAAUGCUGCUACUUAAAAAGAGAAACCAGGUUUCAUUCCACUGUGAAUUGUUCCUGUAUUUAUUCGUAAAUUACAUUCCUGUUUGGUUCUAAAGACUCCUAUUAUGCAAUUUUUAUCAGUUUAAAACAUUUCCCUGUGUGUACGUUUGAGUAUGUGUUAACUAAAUGUUUUUGCUAUAUCAACAUUUUGAACAUUUUGGGCACCAGUACAUUAAAAUUUGUUGAAAUUUCUCCGUCAGUUGAGGAAAAACUAAAGAUCUAUUGUUAAUCACAAUCACCACCUUAUGUAAAUGAAAGAGAAACUGAUAUGUAGUCAUUUACGUCAUUAUAAAUAUAACUUUUAACUAUAAAUAUGACUUUUAACAGACAAAUCCAUAUGAAAUAUUGAUUCAGGUUGAUUUAGGACAUAAAGGCAGUUUCCAAUUCAGAAAAUAAAUGCAUCGUUAUAAAUUUAAGCUCUUUCAAAUCUCAAGCAGUCAUGUCAAGUAAACACAAAUUAACACCUUGGGAGGUUUGAGAAUCGUGGCUCUGUCGUUUGAAACUUUUUAACCAAAUAUUAUGGAAAAGUACUAUAAUGGCAGUUUGUCCCAAUUGUGGUUUGAACUGAAAUUCCAUGAACAAAUACCAAGAGAUAAAAUGGACUUUUAUGAUGCAGUAUAAAAAUGUUGUGUUCAGAGUGACAUUCAUAUCAGUGAAAAACCUUCCAUACUGGACAGUUGAAAGCAGCCAGAGAGAGUAUUUACCACGGUGGUAAAUGCUCUGUACUAAUGUACUGUCUACGCAUCAGAGCCAAGCCCAGAGCAAAUCAACAAACAUCAGCCUGACAUCCCAUAAACACAGGCAGCUUGUAGCACAGAAUAGAAUACAAAAAUAAUAAUUAAAACCAAAAACCACAUAUUUAUUUUCUGAAAUACGAGGAAAUGAUUAAAGCAUGAGUCUGUAAUUUGUUUACUGACUUUAUUGUGCCAUUUGUUGAGAUGCUCUUAAAAUCCAGACAGCCACCAAAAAUUAAAUCUGAUGAAAAACGGGGUGGAGUGGCUCAGUGGUUAAGACCCUACCUUGUGUACCAAAG
Solea senegalensis (Senegalese sole) is the source of this 3404-nucleotide messenger RNA. RefSeq names its product amphoterin-induced protein 1-like. Gene Ontology annotation, biological process: brain development. Bases 255 to 1799 code for a protein of 514 amino acids. Lineage: Eukaryota; Metazoa; Chordata; Actinopteri; Pleuronectiformes; Soleidae. The record is from RefSeq and is a predicted model, not a curated record. Gene Ontology annotation, molecular function: protein binding. The transcript is spliced from 2 exons.